GCCGCCAUUACAGAGAGCCGAGCUCCGGAGCUAGGGCGAACGGAGGAGGAAGAGGAGGCACAGCGGCCGGCGGCCGAGCAUUGCGGAGAGAGCCGGCGGGGGUUAGCGCCAGCGCCUAACAGCCGUCAGGGUCCCCCCCCCACCCGAAGUACUCCGGGAACCGGCGGCGGCGGCGUGUGCGUGUGGCCCGUGUGCGGGCGGCGGCGCGGGAGCAGCGCGGAGCGGCAGCCGGUUCGGGCGUGUGGCAUCAUGGACGAGAAGGUGUUCACCAAGGAGCUGGACCAGUGGAUCGAACAGCUGAACGAGUGCAAGCAGCUGUCCGAGUCCCAGGUCAAGAGUCUCUGCGAGAAGGCUAAAGAAAUCCUGACAAAAGAAUCCAAUGUACAAGAGGUUCGAUGUCCAGUCACUGUCUGUGGAGAUGUGCACGGGCAAUUUCACGAUCUCAUGGAACUGUUUAGAAUUGGUGGAAAAUCACCAGAUACAAAUUACUUGUUUAUGGGAGAUUAUGUUGACAGAGGAUAUUAUUCAGUUGAAACAGUCACACUGCUUGUAGCUCUUAAGGUUCGUUACCGUGAACGCAUUACCAUUCUUCGAGGGAAUCAUGAGAGCAGACAGAUCACACAAGUUUAUGGUUUCUAUGAUGAGUGUUUAAGGAAAUAUGGAAAUGCAAAUGUUUGGAAAUAUUUUACAGAUCUUUUUGACUAUCUUCCUCUCACUGCCUUGGUGGAUGGGCAGAUCUUCUGUCUACAUGGAGGUCUCUCACCAUCCAUAGAUACACUGGAUCACAUUAGAGCACUUGAUCGCCUACAGGAAGUUCCCCAUGAGGGUCCAAUGUGUGACUUGCUGUGGUCAGAUCCAGAUGAUCGUGGUGGUUGGGGUAUAUCUCCUCGUGGAGCUGGUUACACCUUUGGGCAGGAUAUUUCUGAGACAUUUAAUCAUGCCAAUGGCCUCACGUUGGUGUCUAGAGCUCAUCAGUUGGUGAUGGAGGGAUAUAACUGGUGCCAUGACCGGAAUGUAGUAACAAUUUUCAGCGCUCCUAACUAUUGUUAUCGUUGUGGUAACCAAGCUGCAAUCAUGGAGCUUGAUGACACUCUAAAAUAUUCUUUCUUGCAGUUUGAUCCAGCACCUCGUAGAGGCGAGCCACAUGUGACUCGUCGCACCCCAGACUACUUCCUGUAAUGAAAAUUUAAACUUGUACAGUAUUGCCAUGAACCAUAUAUUGACCUAAUGGAAAUGGGAAGAGCAACAGUAACUCCAAAGUGUCAGAAAAUAGUUAACAUUCAAAAAACUUGUUUUCACACGGACCAAAAGAUGUGCCAUAUAAAAAUACAAAGCUUCUUGUCAUCAACAGCCGUGACCACUUUAGAAUGAACCAGUUCAUUGCAUGCUGAAGCGACAUUGUUGGUCAAGAAACCAGUUUCUGGCAUAGCGCUAUUUGUAGUUACUUUUGCUUUCUCUGAGAGACUGCAGAUAAUAAGAUGUAAACAUUAACACCUCGUGAAUACAGUUUAACUUCCAUUUAGCUAUAGCUUUACUCAGCAUGACUGUAGAUAAGGAUAGCAGCAAACAAUCAUUGGAGCUUAAUGAACAUUUUUAAAAAUAAGUACCAAGGCCUCCCCUUGUGAGUUUUGAAAUUGUUUUGUUUAUUUUCAGGGAUACCGUUUAAUUUAAUUGUAUGAUUUGUCUGCACUCAGUUUAUUCCCUUCUCAAAUCUCAGCCCUAUGUUGUUCUUUGUUACUGUCAGAACCUGGUAAGUUGUUUUGAACAGCUGUUUUCCCCCUCCUGUAAGAUGUUACUGCACAAGAGCACUGCAGUGUUUUUCAUAAUAAACUUGUGAACUAAGAACUGA
Molecule: messenger RNA, 1849 nt
Organism: Perognathus longimembris pacificus (Pacific pocket mouse)
Lineage: Eukaryota; Metazoa; Chordata; Mammalia; Rodentia; Heteromyidae
Gene: Ppp2ca
Product: protein phosphatase 2 catalytic subunit alpha
Exons: 7
Coding region: 250-1179 (309 amino acids)
Biological process (GO): peptidyl-serine dephosphorylation; mitotic cell cycle
Cellular component (GO): cytosol
Molecular function (GO): protein serine/threonine phosphatase activity
Source: RefSeq, a predicted model, not a curated record